Molecule: messenger RNA, 819 nt
Organism: Chinchilla lanigera (long-tailed chinchilla)
Lineage: Eukaryota; Metazoa; Chordata; Mammalia; Rodentia; Chinchillidae
Gene: Ankrd9
Product: ankyrin repeat domain 9
Molecular function (GO): protein binding
Source: RefSeq, a predicted model, not a curated record
GCCCGGGCUCGGACGGUGUGGGUGGCCCGAGGGCGCGGCCGCGGCCACCUCUGGGCCUUGCACCGCCCCUCGGGCGCCAUCCCGUGACUCCGGCCGCCCUGGACGGAAGGCGGCGCCGGGGUCUUCACCCGGCGCGCAGGGAACCCCGAGGGAGCGCAGGGGCUGGGCGCGGGGCCUGGAGCCCUGGCCGGGGGACUGACCUUGGACGGCCGGUCCCCGCUGGGCGCGAGGGCUCAGCGGGCAGUGUGGGGCAGGGUCCGACUCACUGCCUGCCCUUGUCUUGCAGAUGAGGACACGGAGGCUUCGCGAGGGAGCGUGAUCGCCCAGCCCAGGAUCGGAUUGGACCAGACCCGGGCGCCCCGCGGGCAGGUGGAGCUCCGUGGCGGGCCCAUGUCGUGACCCCGAGGCGUCCGGCCUGCAGUCGGUCAGCAUGCCGUGGGACCCGCGGCCGGGGAGCGGCGCUGACGGUGGGCCCGAGGGCGCGGGCGCAGCGCGCUCGCGGGCGCAGAAGCAGUGCCGGAAGUCGUCGUUCGCCUUCUACCAGGCGGUGCGCGACCUGCUGCCCGUGUGGCUGCUCGAGGACAUGCGCGCCAGCGAGGCCUUCCACUGGGAUGAGCGCGGGCGCGCGGCCGCCUUCUCGCCCUCGGAGGCGCUGCUUUACGCGCUCGUGCACGACCACCAGGCCUACGCGCACCACCUGCUGGCCACCUUCCCGCGCCGCGCGCUCGCGGGCAAGGGCUAGGCCCCGGCGCGGCCGGCCGGACUGGUUUCCAGAGCGCUGUACCUGGCACUUUACAUAUAUCAGUCUUUGCAGAGGCA